AUGCAGAGAGAUGAAGUAUGAUUAUUAUAACCUGCCGAAAACCUCAGUUGUAAUAGCUUUUUAUAAUGAGGCUUGGUCGACACUUCUGCGAACUGUUCAUAGUGUUCUUGAGACAUCUCCGGAUAUCCUGUUGGAAGAAAUUAUCCUUGUAGAUGAUUACAGUGACAAAGAACAUUUAAAGGAGACUUUGGAAAACUACGUGGCUGGUUUGCGCAAGGUGCGCCUUAUCCGUGCCAAUAAGCGAGAGGGUCUGGUUCGGGCCCGGCUGCUGGGGGCAUCUGUGGCUAAAGGAGACAUCCUGACUUUCCUGGACUGCCACUGCGAAUGCCACGAGGGCUGGCUGGAGCCACUGCUGGCAAGGAUUGCAGAAGAAGAAACAGCUGUUGUCUGCCCUGUUAUUGAUGUUAUUGACUGGAAUACAUUUGAGUACUUGGGAAAUGCUGGUGAGCCGCAGAUUGGUGGAUUUGAUUGGAGGCUUGUCUUCACUUGGCAUAGUACCCCUGAAAGAGAACAAAAACGGAGGAAGUCCAAGACCGAUGUGAUCAGGUCUCCAACCAUGGCAGGUGGAUUGUUUUCUGUGAGCAAGAAGUAUUUUGAUUAUCUUGGUUCAUAUGACACAGGCAUGGAAGUCUGGGGAGGAGAAAACCUUGAAUUCUCAUUUAGGAUAUGGCAGUGUGGAGGAAGUCUUGAGAUCCAUCCUUGCUCCCACGUAGGUCACGUUUUCCCCAAACAAGCUCCGUACUCACGGUCCAAGGCUUUGGCCAACAGUGUGCGUGCAGCUGAAGUGUGGAUGGAUGACUAUAAAGAACUUUAUUACCACCGAAACCCGCACGCUCGCCUGGAACCAUAUGGAGAUGUGACAGAAAGGAGACUUCUUCGAGAGAAGCUGAAAUGUAAGGACUUCAAAUGGUUCUUGGAGAACGUGUACCCAGAACUUCACGUACCCGAGGACAGACCAGGCUUCUUUGGAAUGCUGAAGAAUAAAGGGAUGGAAAACUUCUGUUUUGAUUAUAACCCUACAGAUGAACAUAAAGUAACUGGACAGAGGGUCAUACUAUACCCAUGUCAUGGCAUGGGACAAAAUCAGUUUUUUGAGUACACGUCCCAUAAUGAAAUACGUUACAACACCCGACAACCAGAAGUCUGUGCAGCAGUUGAUUCAGGGACUGACUACUUGACGAUGUACUUGUGUAAAGAAGAUGUCCACAGUGUUCCUGAGAACCAGAAGUUUGUUUUCAGAGAGGACGGUACCUUGUUUCAUCUGCAAACCCAGAAGUGUGUACAUGCAGAGUCAAAUGCUUACAAUGGUAACCCAGCACCAUUGUUACGACCAUGCACCAACUCGGACUAUCAAAAAUGGUUCUUCAAAGAAAGAAGUUGA
Acanthisitta chloris (rifleman) is the source of this 1381-nucleotide messenger RNA. RefSeq names its product polypeptide N-acetylgalactosaminyltransferase 12 (gene GALNT12). Gene Ontology annotation, cellular component: Golgi apparatus. NCBI's taxonomy places the organism in Eukaryota, Metazoa, Chordata, Aves, Passeriformes, Acanthisittidae. The transcript is spliced from 9 exons. The annotation marks the transcript as partial. The record is from RefSeq and is a predicted model, not a curated record.